CCUGGGAGAGACGGACUUCUAAGUGCAUCAUUAUGUUGAACAAUAUGGAUUUGAAUGCGAAAGAUUCUUUUUACCCUCAAUUUGAGAAUUGUAACAGUUCUUCCAUGGGGAUGGAAAACACGGCACGGAAGGAUAACCAGGAGGUGUACGUCGAUGCAGAGCGGGGGGUACCUGCCCAGUUUGGCCACGAAGGAACCCCAGCAACCCUCAAAACCGAAGCUUCCAACUCGGAAUUUGCUUUUAACCCCUGUGAGUGCCCGAAAGACACCUACACCCCCUCUUCGCUCGCCUACUCCGGCAGUUUCUAUGUUGAGGCAUCUCAGGGAGCGCCGUGCAGCACCGAAACACUCCUCAACAUGAUCACCGAGAUCGUGGGCAUAUCCACGCUGCCACUUUCAGAAGUGCAACAGAGCGGCAACAGCCGGGGAACUUACCCGUCGCCCGCGCCCCUGGACAGCAGCAAUGGCAAUUUUGGAGACCCGGGCGUCAAGAGGCAGUCCUACACCUGCUCCGGACCGACCCCCCCGGUGUACUCCCCGGAUCAGACCUGCCCGAGGUUUUCCGACGACCAGGCCGGGAGCCAGCCCGCAGACCCGUCCAGCAACCAGCUCAGCUUCGGCUCGACCCGCGCGGCCAGCCAGAAGAAAACCGAACCAAAGUCAGAAGCUGCUUCUUUCCCCGUCGUGGUGAAAAACGAGUUCGAGAGCAGCUGCUACGAGUGGGGAACAUUUAAUAAAUCUGACUGUUUGGAGACGAGCUUCCAGACCGAGACUUUCCCGAUGUCCAGUGAUUUCCCCCCCGACCAGCAAAUGGAUGUAAAAGAACUUUUAGACACGUUCCCCCCGAUCUGCCCCCCCAACCCGGAGAUGGAGUUUAAGGUGGAGGGGGGCAUCAAGCAGGAACCGUGUUUCUCUGACACCUGUUCUCAGAGCUACUCCAGUCCGCUGUCCUAUAAUAAUUACCUCCCGCCACCGCCGCCGAUGGGCCUGUCCUCCACCCUGAAGCCCUUCCCGGAGCCCCCCCAGCCAUCGAACCAGUGUGAUUCCCUAUACACGACCACGGCUCUACCGAGCACCAUAGACUCCAUCCUCUACUCCUCGCUGCUGCCAGAUUCUUUCGCCCAAAGUUACACUCCUCGUGCGACGAAGGCCCCGAGGGCGAGGAAGAGCGGCGCGGCUUCCCACGGCCCGGCCAAGGAGAAGCCCUUCACCUGCCCCAUGGAGAGCUGCGACCGGCGCUUCUCGCGCUCGGACGAGCUCAACCGGCACAUCCGCAUCCACACGGGCCACAAACCGUUCCAGUGCCGCAUCUGCUUGCGCAGCUUCAGCCGUAGCGACCACCUGACCACCCACACCAGGACUCACACCGGCGAGAAGCCGUUCUCGUGCGACGUGUGCGGCAAGCGGUUCGCCCGCAGCGACGAGCGGAAACGGCACGGACGCGUACAUCUGAAACAGAAGGAGAAAAUGGAAAUAAAGCCACAGGUGACCACCGGCGCGUGGCCGUUCACUCUUCCCGAGGGGAUCUGA
This is a messenger RNA of Salarias fasciatus (jewelled blenny), 1529 nucleotides long. RefSeq names its product early growth response protein 4-like. The transcript is spliced from 2 exons. Bases 33 to 1529 code for a protein of 498 amino acids. NCBI's taxonomy places the organism in Eukaryota, Metazoa, Chordata, Actinopteri, Blenniiformes, Blenniidae. The record is from RefSeq and is a predicted model, not a curated record. Gene Ontology annotation, biological process: regulation of transcription by RNA polymerase II. Gene Ontology annotation, molecular function: DNA-binding transcription factor activity, RNA polymerase II-specific; RNA polymerase II cis-regulatory region sequence-specific DNA binding.